GCUCGGAUUUACUAACACGCACAGUAAAAUCUCCAUGAGUCGAAUCCCAGGGGCCUCCACUGACCUGGGGAGGAUUAAAUUCCCUGACUCUCGAUGCCUGGGGAAGGUUUAGGCUGACGGACACUAUCGGAAGUGACGCAGAAUGGCGGCGCCAAAAAAGGCAAUGGUGCCGAAUGGCGAGGCCCCGGACCCGGCCGAGGUCGAGUUGGGUUUCGUGGAGCCAGCGGCCCCGGCGCGGCUGCUGAGCUCGCAGUUCCCCAGUAAGGUGGGUGGGCGGCCGGCCUGGCUGAGUCUCCAGCUCCCGGACCCCGAGCGGCUGCUGUGCGCCGGCUGCGCGCGGCCGAUGGUUUUCCUGUUGCAAGUGUACGCGCCUCGGGGCCCCGCAUUCCACCGCACGCUCCUCGUCUUCUGCUGCGCGGCCCCGGCCUGUCCCCGCCGCCGAUUCGCCGCUUUCCGGAGCCAACUUGGGCGGAUCAACGACUUCUACCCAGCCGAGCCCGAACCCGAGUCCGAGGCUGUCCCGGGGCCUAGGCCCGGCCUCCGGCUUUGCCGCGUGUGCGGGGCCUCGGGGCCCAAGAGCUGCUCCCGCUGCCGCUGGGCCCAUUACUGCGGGAAGGAGCAUCAGAGCCUGGACUGGAGAGCGGGGCAUCGAGAGGCCUGUGGGCAGCUGGGUGAAGCAGCUGGCAGUUUGUCGUCUCCCAACAUCCUUUUCCCAGAGUUUGAAUUGGUGAUGGAACUUGAGAACUCGGAGGACCAGAAGCCAGAAAAUCUUGCGCGUGUGGAAUCCUUGUCGGCAGCAGAAAGUGAUUGUGUGACUGAAGACAUAGACGAGCAGGAGCUGGAGGCCAUGGCAAGACAUGAGUUGAGGGAAGACCGCAUCUUUGCUAAGUUUAAGAGGAGGAUAGCACUGGCACCUGAUCAGGUGCUGCGUUAUUGCAGAGGAGGAAGUCCAUUGUGGGUGUCUGGGGAGAACAUACCCUCUGAAACAGAUAUCCCCAACUGUUCAUGUGGAGCCAAGCGUGAAUUUGAAUUUCAGGUGAUGCCACAGUUGCUAAACCACUUGAAAGUGGAUUGCCUCGAUGAGAGUUUGGAUUGGGGAACACUCAGUGUUUACACUUGUGAGCAAAGCUGUGAUCACAGCAAUCUGUAUAGUGCAGAAUUUCUCUGGAAACAGGACUUCUCUCCAGAUCAGCUGUAAUUAUUCAUUGCACAGGAACAUGGCUACCCAUUGUUUCAAGCAAUCGUUUCCUCUGCAACACCGUAGCUUCUCAGACUGAAAACUUACCGAUUUGGGAGAGAUCUCGAUUGUGGAAGGUUUCAAUCUCAUCACACACUGAUUUUAUACUACAGUUUUUAAGUAAUUCCUGCUGAUUGAAUUUCAACUAUUUGAUCCAAGGGGAACAUCACAGUCUGAGAUCAAUGGAGCUGAUGUUUCCAGGCAUCUUUACUAUCUGCAAGUUUAAGUUACGUGCUGAAAAAUUGUAAGAUACUGUACAGACAAAAAUGAGUAACUACCUGGAGUCUUAAGGAGAGGGGAGCACAAGGAACAAUCCUAUGGCAUGGCAGGUCAGGUUGGCAUCAUGUUCAUUGGCUUUCCCCCCACCCCUAAUGUCAACUGUCAUUGGAGUGCAGGAGGGUGAGGGAAAGCUGGCACUUGUGUUCAGCAAAGAUUGCAGUGACCGUUGUUGGGAAAUAGAAAUACUUUGCUCCUGUCAGACCAAAAUGCCCACAUUCAGUUGCAUGUCAUAUAGCCUAUUUUGUAAGCAUCAACAGUUCACUUGCCUUUUAUAAAAUUAAAUGACUUUUAUUAGAAAUGCAAAUUAAUUCAUUUUUAAACAAAAGUUUAAACAUUGCAGGUUGUUUAUUUUCAGUACGUGAUCUGCUGAGUGAAGGAUCUUAAAGGCAGCAGAAUGUGGAGAUAAACUUGAGAGGAAUCAGGAUUGUGCUUUUAAAUAAUGUUCGUAGUUUGCUUGUAAGAGGAAUUCAAAGUAGGAACUGGAUCUCAGGGUUACCAGAUAAUCAGACUGUAGCAAGUCCUUUACUUCAGGCAGAUAAUAUUUCAGUUGAACUCCUAAAAUGAAAGACAUUUGAAAAGAGUCAGAGCCACUACACACCCGUCUACCAAGAUCAACAAAUAUAGCAGGUGGAUGAGGAACACUAGCUACUGCAGCUCCUCCACUCUGGAACCUGUUGAAGGUUCAGUUUAAGCACCACCCCAGGGACUCAAGCACAUAAUCCAGCACAUACCCACAUGAACUGAUUACAUUUCAUAUACAGAGAUUGAUAAGCAAUUGCGCAGGAUCCCCAAUAAAGCAAUUUGUUGCUAUAAGGAACACUGACAAAAAACAGUGAGCUUAAGGUCAGUGCGUGAUUACUGAUCCAACAUUUAGUAUCAAGCUGCUAGGAGCCCGUUUAACCUAACACUCACCUUCAUCCAUGAGCUUUUCUAUGACCUUUAUCAGUACAGUCGCCUUUGCAGCUUCAAUUGGAUCAGCCUUUACAUCAAAAGACCAACUGAACAAAAACAAACAGAACAUUGUCUAGUGAGUCUGUGUUAAUUGAGAGUUCAACAACCCAUUGGGGAUGGCAUUUUCUGGCAAAGGGAAUAACUAAUCUGAAACAGCCAGCACAGGAGUAACUGACUUUAUACAUGGGGGAAAGGCUCCCACCAGAAGGUUGGUUUGUUCAAACAUUUAAUAUAUUAAUUCGCUAAAAUAAUUACACCUGCACAAUCCCAACUCUCCCCACAACACAUCACUUGGGGCAAGAAAGUCAGGUGCUGCAAUUUGGAAUAGUGUCAUUAGAGGAUUGACCGAGUCAAACCAACAGCUGGAAAAUGGAUUUGGUGGGAGGGAAGAGUGAGGUCAUUGUCAAAAAUUAAAAGGCUAAUAAUAGCUGCUUAAAUUAAAAAGCUUUCAUUAUAAAUGAUCUAACAAUGUAAGCAGGGCUUUACAAAGCAAUGCAGGCAAUAGUUUUAUAUUUGUGACUAGACAGCCUCAUUUUAAUACAUAUGUUGAGAUAAGGGAAGAUAGAGAAUCGAUAAUGCACAUACUCAUCUCUCUGAAUAGCUCGACAGAAGAUUUCCAGUUUCAAUGAAUCAAUGUUGACAUCAGCAUCAAGACCUUCCUCCUUUAGAGAAUAGACAGAAAACACAAUCAGCCUCCAAAAAUAAUUUAACAAGGGCCUGCUGCUGUGCUCCUCCACAUGCGCUUUUUCCCCUUUAGUUUCUGCCUCAGUUGCCAAAGCAAUUACUGCAUUUCACAGCUGCACAACUCAUGCAAAUAAAAUUCUCCUGCUCUCCAUCUCAAGUCUCUUACAUAUGUCCCCCAUUUGCUGGAAAUCAGUGUUGUUUCUCUACUCCGUCACAUAAGUAAUACAUUCAAAAAAAUCCCCUCAUUUUUCCUCCUAUACAAAUGCAGUGCUGUAUUUCCCUGGGUACCUCAAGAGAGGGAAUCUUCACAAAAGUCUACAUAGUGGGCACCUGCAAAAGUCCUGCCUCUGCCCUAAAAACUGAAAUUGCCAACAGAAAAGAAAAGCUAACUUGAACAGAAGAAUGUUUGUUUCAUUGCAAUGCAACUUUUAUUUUGAGUGUUUCUAUGAACUAAAAUGAAUUCUUGGAACACCACAAGAUCAUGGCAAAAGCCACACUGGUGAUACCUGGGGUUGUGGUGUUUGGAGCUCAUCAAAUCACAUUCAAGGAGAAUUAUAGGCAGAGGUUUCCUCAAUUGGCUGCAACAUUUCCUGUUGUCUCUCCUGCAGGUGGUUUGGGGUUGGUGGGGGCAGAGUAAGGGGCUGUCCAAGUGAAGGAGUGGGGCAAAACAUCUAUGGGCCUGAUGCCUUUCCUUUUCCUAAGUAACUAAAUAUUUUGAGGCAUUAGUACAAAAAUGGUGAACCCAGAUUCAAGGAAAUAAAGAAUCUUUGUAACUAGAAUACUUAAGGUUGAAAAUUGGCUGAAAUUUUUGGAAGGAACAAAACAGAAUAAAUGCUUACAACUAA
This is a messenger RNA of Carcharodon carcharias (great white shark), 3996 nucleotides long. RefSeq names its product programmed cell death 2 (gene pdcd2). The transcript has 5 exons. NCBI's taxonomy places the organism in Eukaryota, Metazoa, Chordata, Chondrichthyes, Lamniformes, Lamnidae. The record is from RefSeq and is a predicted model, not a curated record. Gene Ontology annotation, cellular component: cytoplasm; nucleus. The coding region runs from base 143 to 1198 and encodes 351 amino acids.